Messenger RNA from Aspergillus udagawae, 921 nucleotides. RefSeq lists its product as uncharacterized. The coding region runs from base 1 to 921 and encodes 306 amino acids. The record is from RefSeq and is a predicted model, not a curated record. Lineage: Eukaryota; Fungi; Ascomycota; Eurotiomycetes; Eurotiales; Aspergillaceae. The transcript is spliced from 2 exons.
AUGAAAGACAAGGUGAAACAGCUCAACAUGAUGUCGACCAUCUACGGCUGUGCGACUGUUACCAUCAUGGCACUGACAGGCGAGCAUGCGAACGCUGGCCUACCCGGCAUAUCCGUUGCACGUUUGACUCAAGUAAAGGAGAAUAUCAAUAAUUGCACUCUCUCCACUAUCCCACAACACUUCGCCCUGGAGGAACAGGCGGCUAUAUGGUCGCGUCGUGCUUGGACGCUACAAGAAGGUAUGCUGUCUAGACGAUCGCUAGUGUUCACUCAAAGUCAGGUAGCAUUCGUAUGUCUCUGUGGUCGGAUUGAAGAAGGAUUGGACGUUGCGACUGUUCCCAGCAUUUCUCUUGGAACCCAUCCCCUCGAGUCCACGAUUCAAACGCUAUACGCGCCUAAUCCUAUCUCGAAAGUCCAACAAUUUUAUGGAGAUUCCGAGGUAUGCAUGGAUUUCUACAGUGGCCUGUUAAGGACCUACACAAGACGUCACAUGACCAACGAAAGCGACUCUCUCAACGCCUUCCGAGGCAUGCUCACAUUCUUAAAGCGGCAGCUAUUUCCAGAAGGCUUCGUGCAUGGCCUUCCCCUGCGGAGUCACGCCUUUUCCUUGGCUUGGAUGCACUCGAGGAAGGCCACCCCAAAACGUCGAGCAGAGUUCCCGAGUUGGAGUUGGACAGGAUGGGAAGGGGAAGUCGUUUUUCCAGAAAAGUUGUUGAAAACUGCCAACGGUAGUCUCGCCCUCACCUGCGACAUCGAUCUCAAACUGCACUUCCUAGCUUCUCACGAGAAUGAGAUCGUGGUUGAGGGCUGGGUAGUUGAUCUCGACAUUCGUACAGAACCAUUCAGCGAGUUAUCAAUCCUGGACAGGACGACUCCAUCGGGACUGUUAAGGAAGGACAGUCCAGACACAACAACACCUUGA